AUGGCAUUGACACCAAUUGUUAAAGUAAUUGAUUUAUAUCGACAUGAAUUAUUAGAAAAUGGUUUUGGUGUACAAUGGAUGGAGGAUAAUGAUGAAAAUAAUCCAUCAAAUUCAAAAUAUUCACUUAUAUCUGUUCGAUCUGUAUAUAAUAAUCAUAAUACACAUUUACCUGCACAUAUUUGGAGAUCACUCGCUAAAGUUCUACCUGGUGAUAUUAUCGUUGAACUAAAUGGUGUUAGUACCAAUGGACAAACAAUUACUGAACUUGAAAAAAAUUUAAAAUUAUCUGGUAAUCGAAUUCGUAUACGAUUAAAAUCAGACUAUAAUAACGGUUAUAUAUCAUCUAAUCUUGUCGAUUCAUGUUGCAAUUCACCUUCAUUAUUAACAUCAUCGCUAUCUGCAACAGACGAAGAUAAUUUAUCGGAUACGGAAUAUUAUCAACAGAAAAAAGUUUUUUUACCAAUAACAAACGGUAAUUCACAUAAUUCAAUGAUAAAUGGUUAUGGUCAAUAUACGAACUCCGAACGAAGUCGUUCAUGUGAAAAUAAUCUUGAUUCAUAUGAUCGUAGAUCAACUGAUGAACUAACUAUAUCAUCAUCAUCAUUAAUUGACUUACCAAUUUCAUCUGUAAGUCAUGCUGAUUAUGAUAAUCUUAGUUCUAUUAAUGGUGAUAAUAAAAUAAAUGGACAAACAACCACAAUAUCAUCAUCAAAAAAUUCACCACAAUCAACAUCACCAAUAUCAUGUGAAUUAGAUCAAAAAACAAAAGAUGCUAUUGAUGCAAGAUUGAAAGAUAUUGAUGAUGAAUUUGAAUUUAAUUUACCAGUUACUUCGGAAACAGUCAAUAAAUCGGUUGAUCUUCCAUCUGCCCGUCGAUUAGCUAAACGUCUAUAUGCAUUAGAUGGUUUUAAAUCAACUGAUGUUGUUCGACAUUUAUGUAAAAGGAAUGAUUUUAAUCAAUUGGUAGCUGAAGAAUACGUUAAACUAUUUGAUUUUCAAGGUGAUACACUUGAUCGUGCAUUAAGAAAGUUUGUUAAACAAUUUACUAUUAUUGGUGAAACACAAGAUCGUGAACGUGUUUUACAUUUUUUUGCUGCAAGAUAUUUAGAUUGUAAUCCAACAACAUUUACAUCAGUUGAUGCUUGUCAUAUGUUAACAUGUGCGAUUAUGUUACUCAAUACGGAUCUUCACGAUUCAAAAAUCUCAGCGAAAAUGACAUUUCAACAAUUCAGCGAGAAUUUACAUGAAUUAAAUGAUGGCGUUGAUUUUUCCAAAGAUUUACUUAAAUCAUUAUAUAAUGCUAUUAAAAAUGAACAACUUAUGGAUGAAACAACACUUGGUUCAGAUGAUUAUAAUGAUGUACGAUUAGGUGGUCAUGGAACUUUACAUGGAUAUAGUAAUUGUUUUAAUCCAUUUUUAGAAAUCCCAGAUACAAGUAAAAGUGUUGAAUACAUGCAGGGUUAUGUUAUGAGAAAAUGUUGUGUGGAGUCGGAUGGAAAACGAACUCCAUUUAUGCGUCGUGGUUGGAAAGCAUAUUAUGCUAGUCUACGUGAUAUGGUUCUUUAUUUACAAAAAAAUGAUCAACAACCAGCAACAAUAUUAGUUGGUGAUACAAAUGCUAUACGUUUACAUCAUGCAUUUGCUCAAGAAGCUACAGAUUAUCGUAAACGUCAACAUGUAUUUCGUUUAAAAACAGCCGAUUGGGCAGAAUAUUUAUUUCAAACAAGUGAUAAUGAUUUAAUGAAAAAAUGGAUUGAUACUAUAAAUUUAAUAGCCGCAUCUUUUUCUUCACCAUCAUUACCAGCAAUUAUUGAUUCAUCAUCAAUACAUUUUCAACGACCACUUUUACCAAGUGUACAAACACGUUAUUCUGUUUUUGAACAAUAUGAAUAUAUUAUGAAUCAAAUCAAUGAUAUAUCAUCUCAAUUAAAUAUAUUAAAAAGUCAUACAUAUACAACAAUUAAUAAUGAAAAUAUUUUAAAUACAAAUGGAGAUAUUAAACAACAACAACCAUCAACAAUGAAAGCACGAGAUCUAAUAGAAAAUAAAGCUAAAAUUGAAUAUUAUGAAUAUGAAUUAAAACGAUAUGAAGUCUAUGCUGAUCGUCUUCGACGACAUUUUCAACAAUUACAAUUAGAUCCUUCAUGUUUUAAAACCAAUUCUAAUCAUCAACAAGAUCAACAUUUAACCACACCUAUGGAAUCUUUAUCGGGUGUAUCUGAUGCUCAGCAUCAUAUAUUAUCUACACGAUCAACAUCAACUGUUGCCUAUAAAAAAGUUUCUCAAUCACCAAAUCUAACUAUAACAAAUCCAAAUCGUUAUAGUUAUAUGAUGGCUGUUAAUACACAUCCCGUUACUAUGAACGAACAUCGAUUAUAA
This is a messenger RNA of Adineta steineri, 2379 nucleotides long. NCBI's taxonomy places the organism in Eukaryota, Metazoa, Rotifera, Eurotatoria, Adinetida, Adinetidae. The record is from the annotation of a GenBank genome assembly.